Molecule: messenger RNA, 3408 nt
Organism: Entamoeba invadens IP1
Lineage: Eukaryota; Evosea; Mastigamoebida; Endamoebidae
Product: serine-threonine protein kinase, putative
Exons: 4
Coding region: 1-3408 (1135 amino acids)
Biological process (GO): protein phosphorylation
Molecular function (GO): protein kinase activity; ATP binding
Source: RefSeq, a predicted model, not a curated record
AUGAUUAUUAUAUUUAGAUAUAAAAGCGGUCUUUUCCCUUAUCAAACAACUCCAAAUUUCUUUAGUUCAAAGAUAUUUUGCUUUAACAAAACAGCUCAAAUUAUAUUGACAAAACAAAACGGUAUCUUCUGGUGGUUUUGUUCAAUAUGUUGGAUAAUGAUCAUCAUUAAAAUGAUACGAAGAGAGUUUAUACAAUUUAAAUUAUAUGUACUCAAAAAUGUAUUUGUUCAACAGAUAAUGUUUAUCCUUAUUUUAUCAUUAAUAUUGGAUGUCUCUUCAUACAAUUGUAGUUAUGGGUGCGAGCAAGACAAUUGUAUAUUAGACAAUGUUUGUAUGUUAUGUAAAAAUGGAUUUCAACAAGAUACUUCGUGUACAGAUUGUAAAGGAUUUAAUUUUUCUGAAAGUAUUUCAGAGACAAAUCCACUUUAUGUUAAAUUAUCUCAAAGUUGUACCAAAGUUGAUUCUUCGUUAGUUGUUAAUAAAACAGCAAAUAAAGAUAUUUCAAAAUUAAUAACAACUGACACCAUUUUAACACUUACUUUUGAUGAAAGUACAAUGUUUGAUUAUGGUCCUUGCUAUAGAGAAGAACACAAUACAAACGAUAAGUAUAAAAGAGGACAUUGGAUACGUUUUGAAUUUGAAGAUACCAUUGAAGAUACAAAAACAAUUGAAUUGUUUUUUAAUUUUAAGACUGAAAAGAAAAGUGAAUUGCACAUCGAUUGUGGAGACAUUGACCAUAACACUUUAAAAUUGGUCUGUUUAGCCAAAGAUGUUAUAUCAGAAUCAAAGAAAGUGACAUAUCCACUUAUUAAAUACAGAAAGACUGGAACCAAAUAUGUCAUCUACUUUUAUGUUUAUGUGAAUGAUGCAACUAACUUUGAAGUUGACAUUUCAGCUCAAUUUUUAAGUAACUGGAAACCUGAAAUCACCAAAUCUGUUUACGAUUCAGACUUGAAAUUUUUUGAUCGAGCAGAAACAAUGGUAUUCAAUGUAUAUCGAAAUGGUUAUAACAUUUAUCCAACAUGUUAUCCUCAUAAACUCUCAAAAGCAAUUUUCUUUGAGGUCUUUCUAACUUCUGAAGAGUGGAUUUUGAUAUAUUCAAAUCGAGAGGGUGGGUAUCGAUUUCUUCAAGAAGUAGAUGAAUUCAAUUAUUCAAAAUGUGUUGGCCUUUGGGAACCAUUAAAAUUUAAACAUCAAAAAACUUUGAGAGUUGGUUCUAUUCAUGGGUAUGUCCAAAAAGGUACAACCAGACGUUUGUAUGCCGUUUUUAGUGAUGACAAGAAAGAAUACAUCAAUUUAAAAAUAUCAAAACUAUGUCCUGAUGGAUGCAAUAGUAACACGGGUAACGGGUAUUGUUCAUUUCUUCGUCAACAGUGCGUAUGUAAUGAUGGAUUUGGAGGUGAUAAUUGCAUCAAAAAGUGCUAUCACAACUUUACUUGGCAAGAGGGUAUAGAUCAUUCAAAUUUGUGUUAUUAUGGUUCUGAAGGAUGCAAUUCAAUGUGUACAUGCGAAGAAGGAUACACAUUGGACAACAAUUUAUGUGUUUCAGCACAUUGUCUUAACAGUGAAAUAGAUACAACAAAAGAAUGUUUCAGAAACAGCGAAGGGUGUUCUUCUUCUUGUAAAUGUAUUGCGUCGAAAGGGUAUGUCUUUGGGAAAGAUGGCUAUUGUAAAGUGAAAACAUGUGGUAAUGGAUUAAAAGAAAUGUUUGUUAAUGAUUUUGGGGAAACAAUAAGUGAAGAAUGUGAUUCAGUGAAUCAUUGUGAUGAACUGUGUCGAUGUGAGAAUGGGUAUAUUGGAGAUAUGGAAGGUAAAUGUGUAAUUAAUUACUCAAAGAAUUACGAAUUUAUUUUUGGAUUAACUGGGUCACUUGCUGGGUUGUUUUUAGUAUGUUUAUCUAUUAUAGGAAUGACUCUCAUUAUUAUCAACAACAUCCAAAAAGGUCGUAAAUUCAGUGACCUCCAAACAAAGGAGUAUUACCAUUAUAUACAAGGAAGUAAGAAAAAUAGUUUAUUAAUAGAAAAGAAAUUCACAAUUCAUCCAAAUGAGUUGGACUUUGGCAAUGAUGAGAAUGCAACUGAAAUUUUCGAGACGAGGUUUGAAAAAAUAGAAAUAAGAAAUUAUUCAAAGAAGAAACAUAUGAUGGUCAUUUUCCAUGUUCCACAAACCCCAAAAUACUCGAUAGUGUUUAACAAACAAGUUGUAUUUAUAUCAGCGCUCAAGAAGCGUACAACAAUCACAUGUUUUUUGACAUUGAAUUGUUCAACAAAAAUCUAUGGUACUAAAAUACCUUAUACAGUCUGGUUUUCUUAUUCUUCAAUUGCUCUCAAAAGUAUUCAAAAGCUUCUUGAAGAUAAAACGUUUGAAACCUGGACAAAAGAAGAUCAAGAUAGAUUCGAUACCAUUGAAAGUUUGAUUGAGUCGCGUUACAACGGCUCUUUAGAAAUACAGACUUCUGCUGUCAAUUCAACUCAUUUGGAUUUGGAUGAGAUUCGAAUGAGUGAAGAUGUUAUAGCUGAAGGUGCAAGUGGGAAAAUACACCUUGGAAUGUUUAAAGGAAUUCCAGUCGCUGUGAAGAAAUUCAAUUGGAAAGGACUUCCAGAAGACGAAAUAUUACGACUGAAAUUAAGUGUUUUGAAAGAAUGUGAAGUGAUGAACAAAUUAAGAAAUCCAUUUGUUGUGAAUUACAUAGGAUCUGUGACAUACACUGAAGAUAUUAUCAUCGUGAGUCAAUACUUUACUUUGGGUAGUUUAGCUCAAUAUAUUAAUAAAACCAAAAAGAGGAAUUUUUCAUUAUGUGAUAUAACAAAGAUGAAGAUGUUACUUGACACAUCAAGAGGGAUGCGAUUUCUCCAUGAAAAUAAGAUACUUCAUUUGGACUUGAAACCGGAUAAUUUGUUGGUGAAUUCUUUAUUUCCAGACAGUGCUUGUUGCAUCAAAAUCACUGACUUUGGCACGUCACGAACAAUCAAAUGUACAAGGUGUACAAACAAUCAAGAAAAGGGUUUAGGCACUCCACUUUAUCUUGCACCAGAAAGUUUCAAAGAUGUGUAUAGUCAGUCAAGUGAUGUCUUUUCCUUUGCAGUAACUGCUUGGGAAGUAUUUCAUGAAGAAAGUCCUUACGAACAAAUGAAUUCGAUCUUUGCUAUCAAGUCGUUUGUUAUAAAUGGAGGGCGUUUAGAAAUUGAUUCCGAAAGGGUGACUCCUGCGCUAAAGACUCUAAUAACUCGAUGUUGGAGUAACGAACCCGACCAACGUCCUGGCUUUCAUUAUAUUGCUCAAAUUCUUUCUCAAGAAACAGAUGUUUUACUUUCAGACCACGCCACUGCCAAUAACACAGACAUAGAGACUUUUGUUUCUCAAAAGAAUCAGCUUUUAUCCGAGACACUAGUUUAUUUAGAAGAGUGA